AUGUCUGAGUCUGUAACUGUAGGAACAUCGCAGUCUUCAACCUCACACUCACCGUCGGCGGUGGAGAUCUGGAAGUGGACGUUAACCAGCGAUGCAGUCGCCUCGUGCUUCGUGAAAGAUGUGUUUGAUAUGCGAGAUAGUGGAGUCAAAGAUGCCGAAUUUUUCUGGCUGGGACGUGUACCGUGUCGCACCGUUCGCAUCAUUGGGAUCCUGGUUGGCGUGCAGAUAUACGAACAACGCACUGUUUAUUCCCUGGAUGACGGAUCGGCCGUCAUUGAAUGCGUGCAACGCCAUUCUGGGCCGAAUGUCGCCAGUCCGAUGAAAUCGGUUACGAGCUGCUGUGAUUCACCACUCAAUGCUCUACCUCCCAAGCCGCCAAAACCCGUGGCGCAAGUUGGCAAGUCCGUAUGCAUCGUGGGCCGUGUCACCAGACACUUCGAGUCCCGGAAGAUUCUGGUUGAUAGCAUAGUGCCUUGUGCUGCAGCAAACGACGAACCUAAGCACUGGCUCGCCGUUCUCGACCUCCACAGUUCGUACUACUUCGCAUCGCACCUACCAGCAUUCACCGUUCCCGCUUCCACCGCCCAACGCCCCCAUGCUCCGAAAACAUACACCUUGGCCGUCGACGCUGACGAUAGCCGGAAGACUCCGAAGAAGCCUCAGUGUCAGACAGGCCGACACAAUCACGAGAGGGACGCUGUUCAGCCAGAGGCGCGAGAUAUACCCACUCCGAUGUCUAUUGCGUCGUCCGUGGCUGGCUCUUCGCCGUCAAGCUCCUCCACGUCAUCGCCAGUGAAACCAGGACAGUCGCCGCCUCGUCUGCGCCAUCCCUCACGCCUGCACACCCGCGACCUCACAGCAAACACCUUCCGCAUAUACAUCAAGCACUACAUGGACCACGCUCCGCCACCGACCGGGCGCUCCCAUUUCGCUUCCACGUCGUCAUCGCGCUCUCCGUCGCCUUGCCCCCCACCACGCAAGGGCAAGGCAAGGGUUGACAUGCUCACAUCUGUCUACAGCGUGGAUGUGCUAGACACGCCAACGAAACGUCCUCGCUACGACACUGUACGCAGGCGUGAGAUACAGAUCGGUCUGCUAGGAGAUGCCACACCGCGUCCCUCGAGGAACACGAAGUACUCACUGCAUGCCGAAAGCGGGGGAGCAGGGGAGCAGACACCCCGACCACCCCUGUUACCCGACAUGUUUGGUAAUGAGCACAUGCCUGACGACGACGACGAAGAAAACACAGAAUACUCUUGCAAUACCACCUACGGCGUGACGCUCUCCCACCUCCGUCGCGUUCCCGAGCUCGCCCAACUCGCGUAUCGCGUGGUGGACGCAGAAGGCCGGCGGCGCGCACGCGAGGAACGCAAGCGGGCGGAAGCGGGGAGCAUGCAAGACAGAGACCACGCACGGGAGGGCGCACGCCAGCGCGAGAAAGAGCCGAAGGGGCCGAAGAUGAGGCGGCUCUUCCGUUUUGCGAUACGCCAGCUGUACGAGGAGGGCAGCAUCGUCCUGUGGGACGGGCCUGUGCGACCUCUGCCCUCUGAUCUGGUGUCGCUGUCCAGUGGACUUGGCCCUGCUGGGAUGGAUGCGCUUUGGCGCACCAAUGCCAGCACUUCGAUUGUGGCGACGUCGAAUGUUACAGUGCGUAGUUCCGUGGCUCGGGGAUGGCAUGAAGACGAAACCGAAGAACCAAGUGAUCCCCCGCCCGGCGAGGAGGCGUACAUCUCACUUACACCAGCAUACUUCCUGAAAGUCGUCGAACAAACGAUCAGGAGUAUGAUGGCCGCAACCGCCUCGGACAUGGAGAAGGCGAGAGCAAGGGAGAAACAAAAACAUCGGUCUCGCGCAGCCGUGUCGCUAAUGGAGAAACCUUCUGUGCCAUCUGGACCCACUCCACAUGAAAUCCUGGUUUGGCUCCAUCGUGACGAACGCUGGGCAAGGGUCGGGGAGUGGACGGUGAGAGAGGCGCUCGAGUGGGGGAGGAGCGAAGGGAGGGUGUGGUGUGUCGGGCGCGAACGCUGGGAGGUUUGCGGAUGA
Molecule: messenger RNA, 2043 nt
Organism: Sparassis crispa
Lineage: Eukaryota; Fungi; Basidiomycota; Agaricomycetes; Polyporales; Sparassidaceae
Exons: 5
Coding region: 1-2043 (680 amino acids)
Source: RefSeq, a predicted model, not a curated record